AUGAGGAAUAAUAAUAAAAUAUAUACCCACCUGGUGAUCAACGAUUCCUUUCUCCAGAAGUGGGAAGCUCGGGGGUUCUUUGGCCUGAAGGAGUACGCGGAGCACGUGGACGACAGAGACCUGGCGGGGAAGAUUUCCAUCGUGGAGAAGUACAGGGAGCGGAUCCCGGAGCUGGUGCAGAGGAUCGAGAGAUCCCACGUGUCCCAGGAAUCCCUGGCGGAUUAUCUCAUAGGUACUGUCCACCAAGCCAAAGGCCUGGAAUUCGACACCGUGCUGGUGGCCGAUGAUUUCGUGAAGGCCCCGUGUGGGAGCGACGCUUCCCAGAGGAGAACCAACCUGGCCAUUGGCGCCAUCCCGGAGGACGAGUGGAACCUGCUCUACGUCGCCGUGACCCGGGCAAAGAAGUGUCUCCUGCUCUCCAAAUCCCUGGAACACCUCCUAGCCCUGGCUGGGGAGCAAUUCCUUCGGGUGGAGCUGAUGAGUGAGGCUGCCAAGGCCGGAGCAUCCCGGACUUGCUGCAUGUCCAGAUGCACAAACAUGUUGGAUCCCAGCUCCAGGCUGGUUGUGAGGAAGCUCCCGUUGACUCACAGCAACGGCAGCCGCGAUCCCGGGGGAUUCCUGUGCCAACCUUGCACCCGGCAGCGCUUCGGCUCCCUGGCUCCACUCACCUCCUUCCCAGCGCUCCAGGAACAGCCCUGCCAGCUCUAGGGAAGCCCUUCCAGCUUCCCAAAGCCCGUUGGUGCAUCCCAGCUCAGGAAUCAGGUGGAUAUUGGAGCGGGAUUUGGGUGGAUAUUGGAAUGGGAUUCCAGCCCGGCUCCGGAGGAACCCCGUAGGCUCUGGGAGACCUUUCCUGCAGCCCUGCUUUGCCUUCCAGGAGCUGGGAAGCAGAAUAUCCCAAAGAAUAUGCACUUUAAGAACUGGAUCAGCAUUAAUUUUGGAGCAUUAUCCCUGUGUACCUCCGUCACAGCGACCAAACUUCCCUGGAUAUCCCUCCCUCCUCCCUGACGUCAGCGCUCCGUGAAAUCCCUCUGAUCCGCUGGAAGAAGAGGAAAUGCAACCCUGGAAAGCUCCCAAAGGAACAGGCUAUUUCUGGGAAAUGGACUUUUCCUGGCCAGCAAUGGGAGGAAAUCAUUAAUCCCUCCCAGGGAAUGAAUUCCCCCUCCUGGCAGCCAUGGGCUUUCCCAGACUUGCUUCCCUUUUCCCAGGACCGAACCGUGAGGGAAGAACUGCUUUGGUUUGACCUGGAGACAAACUGGAGAGAGUUUUGAAUCCUAAAACUCCAUUUAUAACCAAAAAAAAAAA
Molecule: messenger RNA, 1302 nt
Organism: Lepidothrix coronata (blue-crowned manakin)
Lineage: Eukaryota; Metazoa; Chordata; Aves; Passeriformes; Pipridae
Product: F-box DNA helicase 1-like
Exons: 6
Coding region: 1-708 (235 amino acids)
Biological process (GO): replication fork processing; double-strand break repair via homologous recombination
Cellular component (GO): nucleus
Molecular function (GO): ATP binding; hydrolase activity; 3'-5' DNA helicase activity
Source: RefSeq, a predicted model, not a curated record